Mycotypha africana is the source of this 1001-nucleotide messenger RNA. Its product is annotated as Myc-type, basic helix-loop-helix domain-containing protein. Gene Ontology annotation, biological process: regulation of transcription by RNA polymerase II. Bases 338 to 799 code for a protein of 153 amino acids. Gene Ontology annotation, cellular component: nucleus. Gene Ontology annotation, molecular function: protein dimerization activity; RNA polymerase II cis-regulatory region sequence-specific DNA binding; DNA-binding transcription factor activity, RNA polymerase II-specific. The transcript has 2 exons. The record is from RefSeq and is a predicted model, not a curated record. NCBI's taxonomy places the organism in Eukaryota, Fungi, Mucoromycota, Mucoromycetes, Mucorales, Mycotyphaceae.
CAAUUAUUUUCCCUCUCUUUUUCAAAUUUGUUUAUCAAAGUCUCCAUUUGAUUGAAUUUUCGUAACGAGCACUAGUAGCAUCAUCAAAUAUUCAUUAGUAUGAACUACGAAACAACACCUACACCUACUUAUAAAGCAAUGCGUACGGCAGUCUACACUCAAAAUGGGACUGCUUGGGUUCAGCAAAAUGAUAGCCAUAUCAACAGAAAUACUGAUACUAACAAUACUGGCAACGUCGCUACUAUGGCAAUAACACAACAACAGCAGCUUUUAGAUGAGGAACUACAACAAAGACAGUAAGUAAUAGCCAUUAUAUGAAAGAUCAAAAAAAGAAUACAUGCAAUUAAUCUUUGAUAAAAAAAGAAAAAGACGAGAAUCUCAUAAUGCUGUUGAACGUCGGCGACGCGAUAAUAUAAACGAACGUAUUUACGAACUAUCAACCUUACUGCCAGAGAGAGAUGCCACUAAAAAUAAUAAGGGAACCAUCCUAAGAAAGUCUGUAGAUCAUAUUAGAUUACUCCAUGAUAAACUGAAUCAAUACCAGCAAAGAGUAACUGAGCUCGAGUCUAUGUUAGAGAUGUACAGGUUAAGGUGGGGUGAUCUGACUUUGCCUCAACAUCACCAUCCUUCCUACCAACAACAACUACAACAUUCUUCAAAUGCUACUAUCACGUCAGACAGUUCUAGUCCUCUAGUAUCUACUAAUGCUGUUACUUCUACAACUGCCGUCACUAUGGCAGCUAUCCAACCUCAUCAACUAACAAACACUACGGCCAUCACACAUCAUUCCAAAAGUUAAACGCGUUACCAUGUUUAAGAAACGUUCAACUAUUUCACUAGUGUAACUAUAUUAUCACUCUGCUAAGCCAUUUUCUGUAAGUUAGCUUAUAUUCCCCCUCAUGAGUUGUACUUCACUCAGAUAAUUAGAGUGCAGUUGGUUGUUUAUUUCAAACACAUUUUAUCUUUACUUGUUAAUAAAGAGCUACUUUACAUUCUAUUGA